AUGAAUACAAACAUGAUUUUCUUUAUGGCUAACCUGUUAGAAACUCAAUGUAAAAAUGUAUAUGCUUCAGGAGAGCAUUUUCAUCACAUUAGCUAUAUAUUUUUAAAUGAAAAUAUUAAAAGUAAUCCUUUUUUAAAAUUAAAUUUUAUUUAUUUAUUUAUUUUUUUAUUACAGAGAGGAAGGGAGAAGGAUAGAGAGUUAAAAACAUCGAUGAGAGAGAAACAUCAAUCAGCUGCCUCCUGCACACUCCCUACUGGGGAUGUGCCCGCAACCAAGGUACAUGCCCUUGACUGGAAUUGA
Pipistrellus nathusii (Nathusius's pipistrelle) is the source of this 300-nucleotide messenger RNA. NCBI's taxonomy places the organism in Eukaryota, Metazoa, Chordata, Mammalia, Chiroptera, Vespertilionidae. The record is from the annotation of a GenBank genome assembly.